CGCAUUCCUUGAUAGCGCUGCGAAGACUGGCGUGGCGACACUAUCCCUCUAUCAAACUUAACGUCAUCUACGACUUGGGCCCACAGCCAGUCCACACCAACUCUCCUCUACGCCUGCAUAGAUGUCCAAAGUCGCGGUCCUCCUAGGCAGCCUCCGCCGACCGGGAAACGGGAUCGGAAUAGCCUCCUGGCUCACCCCCGUCAUUCGCCAGGGCUUCAACGACACCAAGUCUGCCGUCGCAUCCCACAAACCCCCAGUCGACGUCGUCUUUCUUGAUCCCACAAAACCCCCACUUCCUCUGGGUCCCCUCGUGGACGGCUCGCACGUACCCUCGGACAUCCGCGACCCCACAAAACACCCAAACCCCGCCAUGCGCGACUUCGCGACGUUCAUCUCCUCGUGUAGCGCCCUCGUCGUCCUCGCGCCAGAGUAUAACGGCUCGUACCCCGGCGAGCUGAAGAACACGCUCGACCACCUGUACUGGGAGUGGAGGAACAAGCCUGUCGCCGUCGUGACGUAUGGCGGCGGCGGCGGGACGCGGUGUGCGGGGCUGCUGCGGUCGCUGCUCGGAAGUUCUCUCAAAAUGCGUGUUGCGGAGAAAGGCGUGGCGAUCAAGCUACCCAGGUCGCAUUCUGGAGGCCAAGAGAGGGUGCCCACUGAUGGACGUCCUCCGGACUGGUUGGAGGAAUACAGGCCACAGGUGCUGGAGGUGGUGGCGGAGCUGCAGCGGCUGAUGGCUGACAAGUCUUGAGAGAUCCUCGCGUGCUCCCAGCGGAGCACAAACUCCUCCCUAGCUAGACGACCGACAGUGGUGUAUGCCAACAGCUGCAGCUUAAGAUACCCUUGGAUAUACUGGUCCUUAGCGCCCCCCACCCACAUAGCUUUCCACACCCCUUGUCCCGAUUCUUGGUUUUGCAUGGAACGCCAUGCGGGGAUGAUUCAGUUUGAA
Molecule: messenger RNA, 949 nt
Organism: Trametes versicolor FP-101664 SS1
Lineage: Eukaryota; Fungi; Basidiomycota; Agaricomycetes; Polyporales; Polyporaceae
Product: flavo protein
Exons: 3
Coding region: 122-751 (209 amino acids)
Cellular component (GO): cytosol
Molecular function (GO): oxidoreductase activity; FMN binding
Source: RefSeq, a predicted model, not a curated record